CGGCAUAUACAUGCAGGUAAACGUUUGUGUAAGUACAAACAUAAAGUACACGCCAGGUAUAUGAUGAAUGUGCUAAAACGACGCUAAGGUACGCUUUUAAUGCGUAUCAUUUUUUUUUUCGUUUGUUGCGUAAACACGUUAUAUAACUAGCCUGCCACGGCCCAUUGAGGUCUGAGCAGUAACAUCUCUGAAAGGCAGCUUAUCCCGAUAAAAGCUCUCGGCUCUCACCGCACCUCGCCGUAAUAGGUCGAAUGAGUCGAAUCUGAAUCUGUUCCUAGUAAGUUCAGCAGUUUGUAUUUAAAUCAAGUCUGCGGAAGCUCAGCACUGCUCUAAAUAUACUUUAAACAAUGAAAUCUUUUAUCUGGAUUAUCAGCACAGUCAGAGACACCUGGUGUCCAGUCAUAUGACAGAUCUCGUGAACUGAAGAGAUUUCUCGCGAGUUGCUUCUAACAUCCCAUUAUGGCUGCCGUAAAGCAGGGAGCUUACAAUGGAGAUAUGCCUAAGUUCACUAUUGGCGGCAGUGAAAAUGGCCAGGACAUCUUUGAGACAACUUCAAAGCAAGAGGAGAUUCGCAACAUUCAGAAUUUGAUCAGACUGACCAAAGAAAAGUUAGAAGCAAUCAAUGCUGAGUUUGGGAUAGAUCCUCACCCACCCUCUCUAUACCUAGAUGAAUACAAUGAGUUAACCACAAAGAUCCACGAGCUGCAGGAGAAGGAAGAUGCCCUCAAAGAUCAACUCCCCCACAAAAGCCUGCAGGAGCCGACGCCCUCUGAGCUGCCCACUCCCCCCAGACCCUACACUACCAGCCUGACAUCCCCAGAGCACUCACAGGCCCAGGCCACCGCCCCUGAGGCGGGACAGACGACAGACAAGGCUAACCUCAAGUCUCUUGUCAGGGUGCAGUUACCAAACCAACAAAAGACCACGUUCCAAGUGAAGCCAGGAAUCCCACUGAAGGAAGCACUAGGAAAGGCAAUGAAGAGGAGGGAAUUGAUCCCAGAGUCCUGUAUUGUAUAUAUGCUUCCAAAAAGAUCUCCGGUGAGUUGGGAUGUGGAUAUCUCUGCUUUGGCAGCCGAAGAACUCGUUGUUGAAAUCAAGAAAAACAAAGCGCCUACCACCAGACUGUCGCACAACUUUGUGCGGAAAACUUUUUUCGUCCUUGCAUUCUGUGAUAGCUGUCGAAGAAUUUUAUUUCAGGGCUUUAGAUGUCAAACAUGUGGAUACAAGUUUCACCAGCGCUGUGCAGACAGGGUGCCUGCUCUCUGUCAACAGGACACCAACGACGUCUUCUUGUCUGUCACCAAAGAGAAACCCUUCAGUGAAAAAGACAUGUUAGAGCAAUUUAAACAUUUAUUAGCCGACCCUAAUGGUCAAAACGCUCCACAACUUUUGCCUCUGCCCAGCUCCCCUGUGAGUGUGCCGCGUUCCGGCAGAGCCCCGCCGCUGGAGCGCCGCGACCGUGCCAACUCGGCACCAAAUGUGUCCUGUCAUGUGAACAUGGCGGACAUCGGGCAAGAGGAAUAUGUUAGAAGAAUAAUUUCUGGUGCUCCAGACCCUUUUCCAAGACCUAAUUUUAAAGAUAAAAACCGUCACGCCAGUGACAGUAGCGCUCCAGCCCGUCCCAGUAGACAUUUUCAGUAUGCUACAAUAUCUCGAGCCCAGGGGUUGACUGUCCCUGCUGGCAUGACCCCCCAGAGUCCGGCCAGUAGUCCUACCAAAUCACAGAGUACCAACACCUCCCCGACCAACACCAAGCCAUGGAGGCACAGGUCAGGCUCCGACCAGUCAGAGCUGGGAAAGAAACUGCGACGAAGGCGAGACUCAAAUGAAGACUGGGAAAUCCCAAUGGACGAGAUUGAGUAUCAUACGCGGAUAGGGUCUGGAUCAUAUGGGACUGUAUUCAAAGGAUUCUGGCAUGGGCCGAUUGCAAUCAAGAAGUUGAAUGUGGUGGAGCCUACACCUGCCCAGAUGCAAGCAUUUAAGAAUGAAGUGGCAGUUCUCAGAAAAACUCGGCAUGUGAACAUCCUCCUGUUCAUGGGUUGUGUAUCCAAGCCUGAGCUGGCCAUAGUUACACAGUGGUGUGAGGGUUCUAGCUUGUACAAACAUCUCCAUGUGUUAGAGUCCAAGUUUGAUAUGAUACAGCUUAUUGACAUAGCAAGACAGACAGCACAGGGCAUGGAUUAUCUUCACGCCAAGUUUAUCAUCCAUCGUGAUCUGAAAACUAACAAUAUAUUUUUACACGAUGAUUUAACGGUAAAAAUAGGAGAUUUUGGCCUGGCCACAGUGAAGACGAGGUGGAGCGGGUCUCACCAGUUCCAGCAGCCCACAGGCUCCAUAUUGUGGAUGGCGCCAGAAGUUAUCCGCAUGAAAGAAGAAAACCCGUACACAUUUAACUCUGAUGUGUAUGCCUUUGGCAUUGUCUCCUAUGAGCUGAUCACUGGACAGCUGCCAUACCAGAAUAUAAGUAAUAAAGACCAGAUCUUGUUCAUGGUGGGGAAGGGUUACCUGAAGCCAGACAUGAGCAAGGUGAGGACAGGUACCCCCAAGGCUUUCAAGAGACUGAUGGAGGACUGUUGUAAGUUCAUCAGAGAUGAGAGGCCAUUGUUUCCACAGAUAUUAGCAUCUUUGGAAUCUCUUGUUCGCAACAUGCCCAAACUCCACCGCAGCCAAUCAGAACCCACUUUGAACAGGACCCACCUCCAGUCCGACGAUUUCGACAUCAUAUAUCAGUGUGCAUCGCCUAAGACCCCCAUAGGGCAGUAUGGUGCAUUCAAUUUCUUCAACAGCUCCAAUAUGACUGCCUACUAGGAAGUUGUGUAGUAAUAUCAGUCAUGGUCUGGACUGUGAUGAGGUGGGAUGUGAACAGUCUGUGAUGUCUUCAUCCGCUCACAAAGAAGGCAAGGAGGAAUUCACAGAUUGAUUUUAUGUGCUUUGAUGAUCUUGGUAUUAAAAUGAGUGGCUGGAAUGGUCUGGUACAUGUAUUCCUAUAUAAAUGUGUGCCAGUAAAGCCGUUAUAUUUUAAACUGCAAUAAGGAGCCAAGGCCUGUUGAGAAUGGUGGCACCAAAACGCCCCGUUGAGAGAAAUGAGUCAGCCUCAGUAUUCAACACUCUGCACUGGUUGAACUGUCCAGCUGUAAGAACACAAAAUGAAUUGGAUUUUCUAGUACACAUUAUACUGCAUGUGUUGAUAUAUCAGGCAGUGAAGAUGCCUGACAAACUGGAAGUGCUAGUACUCCACACCCUUGACAACUUGGAAAGGCACGAAGUAAGCCCAUUGGACAAGUUGGAAAAGCUUGUAUUCAACUGAUCAUGAGAUAAAAUUGAAUUGGCUUGUAGUCAAUUUAGUCAAAUUGGAAAGGCUAGUAAGUUGAUGCAUUGGACAAGGUAGAUAGGCCAGCAGUGGUCUAAAUUAUGUCAGAAAAAUUGUCAGCACGGACAAUGUUAAUCAUGACAAAGAGCAAAGACGUCUAUAAGGCAAUCAUGUCAGACAUUUUACAUUUUGAAUGUGAACUUUUACUUCUCACAAAAAAGGAUGCCAUACUUGUACAAUGGUAGAAUAUUCUAUAUGUAUAUGUAUUAUGUUCUAUUUAGGGUGUUACCUUACCAGUGGUCUAUAUGAUGAUAAUAUUGAUGUAAAAAUGUACGUAACACUCAUUACUGUACAUAGAAUGUACAAAUGUAUGUAUGAUAUUUAUGCACUUAAUUCUGAUGUCAGAAUUCUCUUGCAAAAAAAGUCUUUUGAGAAAGUAAAAUCAGUGUGCCCAGAGAAAGCUUUAAGCCAAUUAAACACAGUUGCAUUGGAUCCGCUGUGUGGUUUGAAUAUAUUUGAAGAAAUAUGUAGAUCCUUUUUCAUGAAUUUAGCAAAGUAAAUGGAAGAAUCUGGCACUUAAAAAAAUGAAAUUGUUUAAGAAAGAGAAGAUUCUAUUGAGAACACCUCUCAAUGCUGCAGUUGUUGCUGUUCAACUGUUUUAAACAGCCAAUACCAGUGUAAGAAUUUUAAUUGGGAAUGUAGAGAAAAAUCCAUAUUUGUCUUGUGAAGUUUUAGAUUUUUUAUAUUUAUUUAUGAGAUGUAUUACAAAACUGAUUAUGUGGAGUGUCAACCUGCUCUUUAAUUUAUUUACUUUUUGCUAAAAUAUACAUAUAUCAACAAGUCAUUGAAAAACUGGUUAAAAAAUAAUCAAAAACAGGUGUCAUUUUUCAUACCAAGAAAAAAAUGCUAUUCUUUCAUAGGUCUGGAUCCACUCCAAUAAAAGAGCAGGUGCCCCCCCCUCCCCUCCCUCCUCCCCCUGUAAACCCCAUAUCUUCUCUGUGCUCUUUUCUAGCAGGAGUAAUUGUCUUGAUGUGUGCAGCACCUGUAGAUGUAUUUAUUGUGUCCUCAAUAUCCAGAACUUUGUAUAUCUCUGCAGACUCACAUGCAGCUUUUGUUUUUAGACAUUGAAGGAAGUUUCAUUUGACAUGAUAUUAGGCAGUUGAAGAACUACACAUUUGGGCAGUAGUUGAAGUUAAAACUGCAGAGAGCAAACAGACAUAAUGAUUGAAUGAACUAUUUCCCUGUUCAGUUUUCAGCGGCAAGGGAAAAUAUUUUUUGUUGUGACGUGGCAUCUUUCUAUGGAUGCAGCUGAUGUCACUGUGAAAAUGGGCAUUCAGAUUUAGUGUUAAUAAAAUUUGUCAACUUA
Messenger RNA from Lingula anatina, 4676 nucleotides. RefSeq names its product serine/threonine-protein kinase B-raf. Gene Ontology annotation, molecular function: MAP kinase kinase kinase activity; ATP binding. The record is from RefSeq and is a predicted model, not a curated record. NCBI's taxonomy places the organism in Eukaryota, Metazoa, Brachiopoda, Lingulata, Lingulida, Lingulidae. Gene Ontology annotation, biological process: protein phosphorylation; MAPK cascade.